Malaclemys terrapin pileata is the source of this 1742-nucleotide messenger RNA. Its product is annotated as sulfotransferase 6B1-like. The transcript has 8 exons. Lineage: Eukaryota; Metazoa; Chordata; Testudines; Emydidae. Bases 90 to 1112 code for a protein of 340 amino acids. The record is from RefSeq and is a predicted model, not a curated record. Gene Ontology annotation, biological process: sulfation. Gene Ontology annotation, cellular component: cytoplasm. Gene Ontology annotation, molecular function: sulfotransferase activity.
CAUUAAAUUACACCAUAUAUCACUACCACAAUUAUUUAGCUCAAAGACAGCUUGUGUUUCAGUCUCUCUGAAAAGAGCAUUUCACAAACAUGGAUAAGAGCAGGAAGACAGUAGUUGAAUAUCUGGAUAAGAUAUGGGCUGAUAGUGAAAAGGCAGCCCCUGAAGACCUGCUAUUUUCCUAUAAGGGAAUUUUGUACCCUGGUACUUUAUGCAGCCCUGAAACUUUCCAAGUUCUUGAUUCUUUUGAAGCCAGGAGUGACGAUGUGAUCCUAGCGGCAUACCCAAAAAAUGGUUCUAACUGGCUUGAUCAAGUCUUAAAUGACUUGGAAAUUACAGCUGCAAAAUAUACAGAGGAGGAAAUUAAAGAGAGAAUUAAUAUUACAAAUGAAUUAUCUCUAUUUCCACGUCUAGAAUUUGGGGAUCCAGAGAAAUUUAAGAGGAUGAAGGAAUUACCUUUCAGAAGAAUCAUAAUAACACAUCUCUCUCCUCAAGUCCUGCCGAAAUCUAUUUUCAAAAGCAAGGCCAAGAUACUGCUGCUGGUUCGUAAUCUAAAAGACACCGCUGUAUCUUAUUUCCAUUUUUACAACAAUAUACCUACACUUCCCUCCUUCGGCUCAUGGGAUGAGUAUUUUACAGCUUUUAUGCAUGGAAAAUUGUGUUGGGGCUCCUAUUUUGAUUAUUUAGUUGAAUGGAACAAGCAUAUGGAUGAUGAAAAUGUUAUGGCGAUAACCUAUGAAGAGCUGAAAGAGGUCCACUACUGUCAAAUCGCCCUAGAACAGCUCUUUCUGCUUACUAUUGUAUCUGUCAAAAUGCACCGUCACUUGAAUCAGACUUUAGGACUGAAAAAAAUAGCUGACUUCUUUGGGUUCUCCCUAAGUGAGGAAGAGAUUCAGACUGUUGCAGAGAAGAGCAGCUUCAAAGCUAUGAAAGAGAAAUCCUCCAAAACUCAUGGAGCACUUGGGAAAAUUUUCUUCCGUAAAGGAAUUAUUGGUGAUUGGAAGGACCAUUUCUCUGAAGCUCAGAAUAAAGAAAUGGACAUAAAAUUUGAAGAGUGUUUAGCAGGAACUAAACUGGGAGAAAAGAUGAAAUAUGGGUUGUAUUGCAAGGCCUAAAGAGCAAAACCUAAUGCAUCUGUUUCCCUUAGUAUGAUCUGUUCACUUGUUUUUGUACACUGGAAAAAUCAUCUAAAUUUCUGUGUAUCCAAGUGUAAAUCAUUAUGUUCUAGUCCUUAAUACCAGUAAUUUAUGACAGAUGUGUGCUGUAAAUGUGAUACCUCACCAUGCUUAAUAGAUCUUUUAAGUAUGUAUAUGCCCAUUGUAUGACACUGCCUUAGAAAGGAGCUAUAGACUUCAAUAUCAUAUACACUAUUCUGAGGCAGAAUCAGCCAGAAGCACCAUCAGUUAUUUAACCAUUCUAUCAAAAACAAUUUAAUCGGAGAGCCAAUUCUGCACUGAGAAAUCCCAUGAAGUUCCUGGAGGUUGCAUUUGAUGUAAGUCAGUGCAGAAUUAGGCUUAGAGUGUCCAGAUGAUCCAGGUGUCCAAAAGUGAUAGAAAUUCCAUCAAAUAGAUUAGUUUUUGCCAUUAUCAUUAACAGUGACUUGAAUCUGGCUAUCUUCUGGUGGAAGAGGCUGAUUCCCUCCAGACUAACUGUUAGCCAAGCAGCUUUUCUGUUUCUUUUUUUUUUGCUUGCAUUCAUUAUUUGUACGUGUCCUUUUAUAAGUGUAUUAAAAUGUUAUUAAUUGG